Hibiscus syriacus is the source of this 908-nucleotide messenger RNA. RefSeq lists its product as uncharacterized. The coding region runs from base 38 to 721 and encodes 227 amino acids. The transcript has 8 exons. The record is from RefSeq and is a predicted model, not a curated record. Gene Ontology annotation, molecular function: protein-disulfide reductase activity. Lineage: Eukaryota; Viridiplantae; Streptophyta; Magnoliopsida; Malvales; Malvaceae.
AAUUUUGAACACCAAAAAAGCAAAUUCCAUAGGCGGUAUGGCGUUAAGAGGGGCUGCCAUUGCUGGAACUUGCAUCGGAAGACAAAGAACCACCCCAUUUCUCCUUUCAUCUUCUCCUUUUUCCAGGCUGCGAUCCCAUCAUUUCGCUUCCCCUCCUCUCCAAAGAUUUGAACCUAUUCCCAACUACAAAACUGGAUUUACGAAUCAGAUUCGGGCGGUACAGAAGGCAACUGCAGAUACUAUAACAUCCCAGAAAGGAAAAGAAAAUGAUGAACAAAAAUCCCAGCAAAAUUGGAAGAUUAAAAUGCUUUAUGAUGGCGAUUGUCCGCUUUGCAUGCGUGAGGUUGAUAUGCUAAGGGAGAGGAAUAAGCAAUAUGGCACUAUCAAGUUUGUUGACAUUAGUUCUGAUGAUUAUUCUCCUGAAGAAAAUCAAGGAUUGGACUACAAAACUGUUAUGGGAAGAAUUCAUGCCAUUCUCUCUGAUGGAACUGUUGUCACAGAUGUUGAGGCAUUUAGAAAAUUGUAUGAGCAAGUUGGUCUUGGAUGGGUUUAUGCCAUUACCAAAUAUGAACCUGUUGCAACAAUUGCUGAUUCCAUCUACGGUGUUUGGGCUAAGUAUCGUCUUCAAAUUACUGGCCGGCCACCAUUAGAAGAGGUCUUGGAGACAAGAAGAAAGAACAAGGCUGACAUGUGCAAUGACAACAGCAAUUGCAAGAUAUAAAGAUUCCUCUCAAUGGCUGAUGAUAGGUCUUAGUGUAACUAUUUGCAUAUUUAUCAUUUGUGAAACUUUUUUCCCUAUUAUACACACACAUAAUACACAACAUUCAAUCGGUCAAACAUUCAGUACAAAUCUAAAACCCCAAACUUCUGUAUAUGGUUCAUGUAAUUGCCAUAUUUAAUUAUAAAGA